CCUUAUCAGAAAUGCAUGUGGGAUUCUUGGAGUUCUACUAUUUGAGAAGAUAGACCGAGGAGUAGCAUUUGGUGAGCACACAUGGACUUGCAUAUGGAUAAAGUUCCAAAUGCUCAAUUUGAGAAAGCAACUGCAUAUGGUUAGGUUGCCCUUGCGUUUGAGGAUGCUCAUUUAGAGUGCUGCAUAUGGUUAGAGAUAUGUUGGUAUACGAAAAUGGUUUGCAAAACUGUGAUUAAUUUAAGCAUUAGUUAAGGCAGAAGAAAUCCACAAUUCAUUGUAAUAAAAAAAAAUGGUUGAGGCAAUUGCUGUCUGCAGAAUUCUUGAUAGAGGUAUGCCUUCUGGCCCAGAAAAGCUGAAGGUGAAGCUGAAAAAGAAGCAGCAGGACAGGCAUUGCCAUUAUGCAAAGGCGCUAUUCAACUUGCCGAAAAAGGAUGACCAGAUGAAACCUUUAACCUUGCACCACAGAAUCACUACUGUUGCCCUACUCUGUGAGCCCUCCAAGGCUUCAUUUGAUCAAUAUUUGGAGGAUGAACAAAGGGUUAUUAAAGCCCUAUUUCCAGGCAUAGAGGCAAGAAAACUUAACAAGUUAAGCACGCAGAAAGCGUGGAGGAUUCAAAUGCCAACCAUGCAAUUAUUGUUCAUGUCUGUCUGCCUUGUAUUAUACAUCAGUUUAAGAUACAAGUCCAAAGGGAAAGACUACCCUCCUCAUGUUCCUCAUCACAUUCCCAUGGUCCUUGAGCUUGAAGCUACAAGGUGGGAACUUGAGGGCUUCCCCUAUGAGUACCGGCCACGUGACUUUAGCAUAUCUGCUAAAGGAACCUUAUAUCCUGAUAGAAAGCAAGGAACACAAAGCAAGCUUCGAACCCAGAUUGACGUAAUCUUAAGCUUCAUUGUUUCACCUCUGCUUGGUUGGGUUCCACAAAGUGUUAUGCAUAGCCUCAUAAAAUCGCUGGUGAAGACUGUGAUGGCGGAUUCGACAUCCAAUGCCAGAUUGCUUGAAGACUAUGAUGUAUUCAAAACGAAGAAUGUGGUUCAGUACUCCGUGAAAGAUCCUUGGAACGAUCAGCUCUUGAUUCGUUGUAUUGAAAUAUAUAAAAACAAGUUAAGAAAUGAGUGGGAUUGUGAAAAGGAAAGGGAGUGAAAAAAAUUCGGGGGAUGAGAGGUGAAAAAAAAUUUAGUGGAGAUGCAGGGGAUCGAACCCUGUGCCUCUCGCAUGCAAAGCGAGCGCUCUACCAUUUGAGCUACAUCCCCGAUUGAUGAGUGGUCAUUCUAAAUAUACUAAACCUGCUAACUAUUUAUUAUUCAAA
This is a messenger RNA of Rosa chinensis, 1307 nucleotides long. RefSeq lists its product as uncharacterized. NCBI's taxonomy places the organism in Eukaryota, Viridiplantae, Streptophyta, Magnoliopsida, Rosales, Rosaceae. Bases 290 to 1141 code for a protein of 283 amino acids. The record is from RefSeq and is a predicted model, not a curated record. The transcript has 5 exons.